ACUACAUUUCCCAGGAUGCCCCGGGAGGGGGGGAGGAGCCUUUGUUCUGGAAGUAUUCCCGGCCGGUGCAGGUUGGGUUCCCACACACCAUGUGCCAUUCAUUGGCUGCCGGACUCGCUCCCCGGCUCCCGGUGCUGCUGGACCUGCGGCCUAUACUUGCGUGCGAUUGGUCUGUGCCUUUGGAAGGGAACAGAAGCGUUUAGAAUGUCUGACCCUGCCUGUAACGGAAACAAUGCAGACGAUUCGUCGGACUCGGAUAUCCCAUGGUCGUACCAGAGAAUCCAAUCACAUGCUGCCAGGGUUAAAAAGGAGCCAAUGAGGAGCAGAAGCCCCGCGGCGAGGGAUAUGAAUGGGAACUACACUACAGAUGAAGAAGAUUUCGAUGGAAAACUCUCGGAAGACUUUCCUCUCUCCGGUGCUCCGGGGACCCCCUUACAGUCCAAGGAUCCGCUGCAGAGGCCACGCCCCCGGCGGCAGGAUUCUUCCCGCGCGUCCCCGGAGAAGUCCGUCGCCCGAGAGAGGAGCACCGUGGACUCGUCGGGGAAGAUCACGCUGAUGACGGAGACGGUGUACAAGUGCAACCGCUGCCACAAGACUUUCUUCACUCGCUCCGGUUACCGGAAGCACCAGCGGAACCACGGGGAGGAGAGCAGCCACAGGUGCAGGGAGUGCGGGGAGUCCUUCCCUGACUGGGACACUUACACCCUGCACAGUGACACCCACACAGGCAGGGGGCGCUGCGCCCAACCCCUCCGGCUCCAGUCCCAUCUGGCGAGGCACGAGCAGAGCCGCCCCGGGGAGGAGAGACUAAACCCAUGCAGUGUGUGUGCCAAGUGCUUUGCCCACAGCUCUAGCCUGGCCGCCCAUAUGGCUGCCCACACUGGGGAGGGGCUAUAGGGAGAUGUGGGAGGGGGCUUGUACCCCAACGUGUACCUAACGGGUCCACGACCCCCCAUCACCCACAGAGCAGAAUCACUUUCAUUUUUUUUUUAUUAAUGCGACUACUUGACUCCUCGGCCAAUCAGGCCCUUUUCUUUUGAGUCGUUCCAACCGCCGCCUUGUUGCUAGGGGGAGUUCCGAAGGCAACCGGGGGAAAGGUGCCGGAUACAAAUACUGUUAUUUUUGACUCUGAACCCCAAGAAGCUCCGACGGUUCCGUUCCGGCCGACGUGCAGUGUUUGUGUUGAAAUUCACAAUUUACUGGUUGAUUUGUGCACAUUGGGCUGAACAAAAAGGCCAAUAAAAUGGAUUCUUGGCAAAAG
Xenopus tropicalis (tropical clawed frog) is the source of this 1261-nucleotide messenger RNA. Its product is annotated as zinc finger protein 135-like. The transcript has 4 exons. Lineage: Eukaryota; Metazoa; Chordata; Amphibia; Anura; Pipidae. The coding region runs from base 16 to 897 and encodes 293 amino acids. The record is from RefSeq and is a predicted model, not a curated record.